UGGAAGGAAUGAAGUGAUAGAGGCAGUUGUUCUGCAGUUUAAUGAAUUUUCUCCAUCAGAAUGAUGAUCCACCCUGUUCUGUUCCUCUGCUUCCUAUCAGGAAUCUCCUCUGGACACAUUACCCUCUAUACAGCGAGUGAAGGACAAAGUAUCUCCUUUGAAUUCCCCUUCACUCAGGCUGCAAACAGCAGGAGAUACUUGUGUAAGGGAGAAUGCACAGAGGAAGGCUCCCUCAUUACAACACAUCAUGCCACAGCUCAGGUGGGAAGAUACAGCCUCAGAUAUCAUGAAGGAUUGUUUGAAGUGACCAUCGAAAAUCUGACAAAGUCCGAUUCGGGGCAGUACAGGUGUGGUGUGAGGAGCCCUUUUUUACCAGAUUGCUACGAGGAGCUCAUUGAGAUCAGAGUUACAGAAGCUCAGCCACCAGUUGAAAUAACCAAGCUGCCUGAGCAGUGGUUCACUGAGGAAACAAGACAUGUGACUGAAGCUCAGCCUUCAGUUGAAAUAACCAAGCUGUCUGAACAACGGUCCAGUGAGGGAACAAGACAUGACACUGAAGAUUUAACCACUUUUUCAACAACCAUCAAGCAGUUUGAAUGGGAGCAGACUGAGGACACCACAGCUACAGUGUCGCACUUGGCUUACCCCCUGGUUGUGGGCAUAUGUGCGGCGGUGGUUGCUGUUGUUGUUGCGCUCUUGGCUGUUUUUCUUCUGCUGCUUCACAAAUGGAAGACAAAUAAGGGAAGUGAUGGUUUGAACACCAGGGAAAAGUCAGACAACACAAACACAGAGUUUGUCACCUAUGAAAACUGGGAUCUAGCCACCUGGUGCGACUCCACAUACCAGAGCCUUGAUCCAGCCAGCAGAGAUCAGGACCAGCUCUACUUUACCUUCACAUAGGAUGUGCCGUUAUUGAAUGGACACGUUUUUAACAUAAAAUCUUUCAGCACAAAUGUGUGCGAUUCCUUUUUUGAACAUCAUUGGUCCUUCAUCUGAUGCACCUUCUGCUGACGGACUGUGUGGGACAAAGUAAAGGAAGGGAUCAUUCACUAAUCUAAUCUAAGUCUAAUCAGGUGUCAGUUAUGAGUCACAUGUCAGACAGCAGUUUGACCUGAUGGUGGAGGCUCAAGGCAGAAUCUCCAGAUUCAGAUUUAUUUAACUUGAGAAAAGGUCUGAAUGACCAACGGUUGCUGUAGUGAACUUUUACAAUAAACUGUUUACAGGAAGUAAGAGUUUUAAUGCAGCAAAAUGAUUGAGUAUCUGGGCAUUUACCUAAAGCUCAGUUCUGAGAAUCAAGAGAGGGAGUGGGUGAGAGACCAGGAAAAUAUGUUGAAAUAAAAACCUAACCACAACCUCACUGAGCAAUUUAGUGGAAGCUGAAGUGAGGAACUAAGUUUGUUUAUACAUCAGAGACACAGUGGAAAGUAAAGUGGUAACAUUUCUCCUGCGGUUUAUUAAUUUCUCUUCAUCAGGAUUAAAUUCAGAAUGAAUAUCCACCAUGCUCUGCUCUUCUGCUGCUUAUCAGGUGAGGCAUGAUGACCUGUAUGUCUCUUUAAAGCUGAGGUACACGCUCCCUUACAUACUUUUUACAUACUUUACACGUUUGUCCUUAAUUUGUGUAAAUAUUAGAACUGUUUCAUGCUUAAGGACAAUUUCUAUAUUGUUUUGUUUGCAUUUAUUAGUAUCCCACUGUUUAAUUUUAGCUUCAGUUGUAAUAUCUUUAUAAAAGUGUGAUAAUUUUAAGGCUGCAAUUAUUAUUGUUAUUGAUUAAUCUGUGGAGUAUUUUCUAAUUAAUUUAAUUGUUUAGUUGUUGAUAGUGACAAAUGCUCUUUGAAAUUUCCCAGAGCCAGAGAUUUUGUAUCAGAUUGCUUGUUUUGUACAACUAAUAGUAUUCAAUAUACUAAUGAUACAACUAUCAGUUAUUUUCAUUAUUGAUUAAUCUCCUGAUUAUUUUUUCAAAUGAGUAAUCCUUUGGUCUAUAGAAUAUCACAAAAAAGUGAAAAUGCCCAUUCCUUGAGGUGAUGGAUUCAUACAGCUAAAUACAUUAUAUUUUAAAAGCUGGGGAACUAGGGAAUUCAUUUGUCAUUUUUAGCUGAAAAUUGACUGAAACAAUUGAUCAAUUAUUAAAUAGUUGCUGAUUAAUUUUAAGUUAGUCAACUAAUUGAUUAAUUGAUUUAUCUACAAUAACAUAAUACCGAAAAAGCAGCAAAUUCUCACAUUUGAGUUUAAUUUUGGCAUUUUGCUUGUGCCUUGGCUUAUAGCUAUUAAAUAAGGUCCAGCAGUGUUAGAAAAUGCUCUACUUAUUGACCUUUCAUUAAUAAUCUAACAUGAAUGUUUGAAUGUAGCAUGUAUGUAUGAAUUGAUCCAAAGCUUUUACAGUUUACUUUUCUAUUGCCUAUAUGACUUUGUAUUUGUCUUAUUCUUUACCUUAUGAAGUAUUUUGUAAUCUGUUUUUGAAAAUUGCUGUAGUAGUAGUAAGUAGUAUAUUGCAUCAUACUGCUUCAUAGGUUUAUAAACCUAAAAGCAUUAUUUUUUG
Seriola dumerili (greater amberjack) is the source of this 2536-nucleotide messenger RNA. RefSeq names its product polymeric immunoglobulin receptor-like. Gene Ontology annotation, cellular component: plasma membrane. Bases 61 to 900 code for a protein of 279 amino acids. Gene Ontology annotation, molecular function: transmembrane signaling receptor activity. The record is from RefSeq and is a predicted model, not a curated record. The transcript is spliced from 8 exons. NCBI's taxonomy places the organism in Eukaryota, Metazoa, Chordata, Actinopteri, Carangiformes, Carangidae.